GGCAUGGCCGGAACAGUGCCCAGGCCCCGCCCCUUCCGGUCAGUGAGCCGGCCAUCGCGGCCGGAGGGGCGGGGCCCGGGCCGGGGCCGUUCUCAGUCCCAGUCCCGGUCACAUCAUUAACUCAUUCAGGGGGAGGCCCGAGGCUUUAACCCGGAGAAUGGGAACCUGAUCCAGUGCAGAGACACUGCAAGAACUGAGUGAUUUGGAGCUGGGCUUCAUCACCAUGUGUGGAAGUGGAUCCACUGUCCAUGAUGGUCACAGGGUUUGUAACUGUGAUUCAUGGCAUCUUUUAAAACUGAGAAAAACUGGACUGAUCUACAGGAAAGUUUGAAUCGUGUUCGACAGCAGCUCGGUCUGAUUCCGCGGGCAGAAUGGGAUAACUUUGUGCCUCGUGAACCUCCACUUCGUGUCUGUUUAACCAGUCAGUGUGACAGAUGGGUGCUGCACUCCCCAUCAAACCUGCCCGGGCUCCACACCAACGUCAGACGGGUUCCCCAGCUAGAGGCUCCCCGACUGUUCACUGGAAAGACCAAUGGCAACAGAAAAGAAGUUCUGAGGAAGCAGCCACUUGGUAAACAUCAACGUUCCAGUGUUCCGGAUGCUGCCAUGAUUCUCUCCUCUGAUCUCCCACUGGAGAACCGCUGCUCAAUGAGACAACAAGUACAUGAAAGCAGCAAGAAGGGGUCACCAGGAACUGGGGGCCACAGCUCAGGACUUCAGCGGGAACAUGCAGCAUUUAGUUUCUUCAAGGAAAGCCAGUCGUUUGCCUGGAACUUUGUUGAUUGGUUCAUUUUGGAGAUGCUUGAAGAUGAGUUGGUGCCUGAUACCUUGAUGGAAGUGCUGUCCCAUGAUGUUACUAAGUGUGCUCCUGCAUACUCACCAGCUGGGAAGAAUUUCGAUAUCAAGGGGAAGCUACUGGAGACUGUGAAACUGGACGUAUUGAAGCAGCUGCCAGCUGUGACAAUAUUAGACACACUCCUGGAGGAAGCUGUCAGUGAGGUGACUGUGGGAUUGAUCCAAAAAGUUGUUGAAGAACUUGUUGAGAAUCACCUGACCAACACAGCUAUUAAUGAUUCUCUGACAGAGCUCAUAGUGGAGACGGUUGAGCCAAUGGUGCCACAGCUUGUGAAAGAGACUGUAAAUGAAACAUUGCUGGAGGGAAUCCUGCAGGAAGACAUCCUGCCGGAGGUACUGGAUGAGGAAAUGAGGAAUGUUGCAGUGUUACUGCUGAGUGAAUAUGACACUGAAACACAUGAAGAGCAACAGCAGGCUGUGAGCACAAAUGCUGACCAGAGACUCCUUGAUAUGUUCCUCUUGGAGGGUCUUUUGAAGAUUCUCAGGAACCAGGGGAGAGAAUUGUCUGAAAUGAUUGAGCUGGACAGGCUAUUAGACGGUUGGAUGCUUGAUGUCCUUAUCAGGCAAUAUCUGAACAUUACCCAACACUGUUGUUUAAUUACUGACAAUGUGGCGCUGAAGGAUUACCACAGAAAGGCUUUCACUGACGUGGUGCUGGAUGUGAUCUUGUCAGAGCUGAGUGAACACGUGGAUGAAGACCUGGCCGAUCUCUUCCAGUACGAACAGCAAAUGGAGGAGAGAAACUUAAUCGCAGACAGUGGUUAUCAGGGGGUCUGAGAUCGAGGGGUGUCCGAGAUGGGGUGGUGGUGUUAUUGGGGUGUCUGACACAAGGGCAGUAGUGUGUGGGUCUACAGUUUUAAAUCAUUAUAUUUUUGCAAUUUAUCUUUUGAACUUUAUGUAAACAAGAAGUCUCACUUCGUAAACAUUGAUUUAACCCAAAAGUGGCUGUGAUUUGAUGUCAAACUAGUUAAUUAUGUAGAUAUAUUUUAUAGCUAUGAAUUUUUUUUAGCUUGUUUCUAAUGAUUUCAAACAUAGCUGAUAUUUUAACUUGGUAUUUUCCCCUCUGCCCCAAUGUUUACAUAAGAAUUAUUUUGGCAUUGUUUAAACAGAGGAGUUGACCUAACUGUAUUGAUCCUAUUACCCUUGUCCUGCAUGCUGGAGAAUAACUAGCCUUCCAUGGUGUGGCCAGUGAACUAGAGUUUGACUUGAUAAGCAGGGUACAGGUGGGAGACAUUAUCAUGGAUUGGUCAACAAACUGAUACAGGUUUUGGUAAGUCUGCGAGAGAUAACACUCCUGCUUUGAUCAGAUCUUCUGUUUCAAGAAACUCUUACGGACAUCUUGAACUUGGACGAAGCCAGAAAUUUGGCAAACGACUGCCGCAGCCGGAUUGUAGGAGGGAAGUGUCUGCCCAGAGAAUCCAGCCCCAAGAACUGUUCUGUGGGGACUUGGUCUAAUCUUUUCCAAAAGUUGUUUUAUUAUUUUAGACACUUGACUUGGACAGACUAAUUUAGGGUUCUUUUUACCAUUUUGGAUCAUGUUUAGACUGGUUUGGGAUUCACAGAUUCCUACAGCGCCCUUCAACCCGUUAAGUCUGCAACAACAUAAUAACCACUAAAAGUAUGCUAAUCCCUAUUUCCUGCAUGUGUUCCUUAUCUUUGAAUGUGAUGAUACUUGAAGUACUCAUCUAAUUUUUUUUAAAAAAGGUUGUAAGAUUUCCAGCCUCCACUCCCUCCCCAGGCAGUGCAUUCCAGAUUCCCACACCUACCGAGUGAAAAUGGUUUCUUCUCAAAUCCUCUCUCUAUCUGUUACACAUUACCCUAAAACUAUGCCCUUUCAUCUUGAUGCCUCAACCCAGGGGAACAGCUGAUGUCUCUUCAGUCUGUCCAAAACCCUCAUAACAUUAUUUGAAUCAUGUCCCCCCUCAGCCUUCUCUGCUCUAGAGAAAACAAACCAACCCUUUGUAGUCUCUCUUUGUAGUCUCAGUUUCUCCAUCCCUGGCAACGUCCUGGUGAACCUCCUGUACGCCCCCCACCCCACCCCCACCAGUGCUAGCCUUCCUACAUUGAGAUUUAAUGUUUGUGCUAUGACAAAGUUGCAUUUCUUACUUUCUACAAGGUCUUCUGUUUCCUUUAAAUUAUCUUCCUUUUGUAAUAAUUUAGCAUUUAACAUUUCACUCUUGUUGUAACAUUGUAUCCAAUAAAAUGGUUGUACUAACA
Molecule: messenger RNA, 3072 nt
Organism: Hemiscyllium ocellatum (epaulette shark)
Lineage: Eukaryota; Metazoa; Chordata; Chondrichthyes; Orectolobiformes; Hemiscylliidae
Exons: 14
Coding region: 280-1632 (450 amino acids)
Source: RefSeq, a predicted model, not a curated record